Molecule: messenger RNA, 1154 nt
Organism: Dendrobium catenatum
Lineage: Eukaryota; Viridiplantae; Streptophyta; Magnoliopsida; Asparagales; Orchidaceae
Product: phosphoenolpyruvate carboxylase kinase 1
Exons: 2
Coding region: 55-900 (281 amino acids)
Biological process (GO): intracellular signal transduction; protein autophosphorylation; peptidyl-serine phosphorylation
Cellular component (GO): cytoplasm; nucleus
Molecular function (GO): calmodulin binding; calcium-dependent protein serine/threonine kinase activity; ATP binding
Source: RefSeq, a predicted model, not a curated record
UAAAGAGAGAUUUGAAAGGGGAACAAAAAGAGAUUUGGAAGGUGAACAAAAAGCAUGAGCGAGAGAUUGACGAGAGAUUACCACGUCGGAGAAGAGAUCGGCCGCGGCCGAUUCGGCUCCGUGUAUCGCUGCUACUCGCGUGACACCGGCGAGGUCUUUGCGGUCAAAUCCGUCGACAAGACCUACCUCAACGACGCCGUGGACCGCGAUUGCGCCGAAAGAGAGGCCAAGGUCACGCAAAUCGCCGCCGCCGGAAACCCUAACGUCGUUCAGAUCCACGCUGCCUACGAAGACGAGUCCUCGAUCCACCUUGUGAUGGAUCUUUGCGACGGCGGUGACCUCUUUGAUCGCAUCGCCGCCGGAGAAGGUGCGCCGAUGGGGGAGGAGGAUGCUGCGGCGGUGAUAGCCGCGAUGAUGGAGGCGUUGUGGAUUUGCCAUCGGAGGGGAGUCGUGCACCGGGAUGUGAAGCCGGACAAUGUGCUAUUUGAUGGUGAGGGGCGGCUGAGACUGGCGGAUUUCGGAUCCGCAGAGUGCUUUGGGGAGGGAACGGCGAUGAGUGGGGUUGUGGGUACGCCGUACUACGUGGCGCCGGAGGUUGUGGCGGGGAGGGAUUAUGGAGAGAAGGUUGAUGUGUGGAGUGCAGGGGUUGUGAUGUAUAUAAUGUUGGGAGGGAUCCCGCCGUUUUAUGGGGAGACGGUGGAGGAGAUUUUUGAGGCUGUUUUGAGGGGGAAUCUCCGGUUUCCGACUAGAAUUUUUGGGGGGAUUUCGCCGGCGGCCAAGGAUCUCAUGCGACGGAUGAUUUGCAAGGAUGUAUCCCGUCGAUUUUCUGCAGAGCAAGUUCUCAGGCAUCCAUGGAUUACAAGCGGCGGGACUGCCACAUGCGUGGCGAACCUGACAUGAAACCCCAUGAAAGAAUUUGCUGAAGAAGAAAGAUGAAUCUGUAAAUUUGAUUUUGAUUGCGGAACUUCUAUAAAUAUCCGCUUCUUCUUUUUUUUCGGGUUCAAAGAGUUAAAUAGGCUUUUUUUUUUUUUGUAACUGCUGUAUGCUAAAAAUACCCGUAUCCGUUUUUUUUUUUUUGGCCUGUAAAAAACUCUUUGAUGAGUAUGGUUGUUCUGUAAAGAGAAGUAAAGUAAACAAAGGAGUUGCUUUGUGUA